Molecule: messenger RNA, 7320 nt
Organism: Solanum lycopersicum (tomato)
Lineage: Eukaryota; Viridiplantae; Streptophyta; Magnoliopsida; Solanales; Solanaceae
Source: RefSeq, a predicted model, not a curated record
AUGGACAAAGGCAAGAACGUCCAGACGGAGCUCACUGAGGAGGAAUUGCAAAGAAAGAUCGAGCGAGUUACUCGAGAGAUUCAGAAGGUUAAGGAGGAAGGACUCAAAGUAGACGUGACCACGACGAUCUACAAAGCUGCGGUCACAACCUUGGAUGAAGAUCUGGCGUCACAGAUAAAGAGAAAGAAGGAGGUUGAGAUGGAAACCAAAAGCCUAAGGAAAAGGUUGAACUUGCUUCGUUUGGAGAUACACGAAGGAAAGGCGAGAGAGGCGAAGAUAGAUAUCGAGACUGCUGUGUUGUUGGACAGAAGGGCGGCGCUCGACGAGGAAUUGGCGACCCAUAGCGACCAAAGGGCAGAAAAUACCUCGCCCGUGAUCGGGGAGAAGAUAACAGUGGCCCCGGCCGUGAAGUCAAAAGGUCCUACAGAUUCCUUCCCUCGAUCAAAUUCAGAUAAAGGAAAAACAGUUAUGGGAGACAACAAUGACGAAGGGCGUCUUACUGACGUUGUGGUGGCUCAGCCCACUGUAGUGGAACAGAAUGAAUUGAUCAUGCAACAGAUUGCUGAAAUGAAAGUUGAAAUGCAACGGAGACAGGAUGCGCCUCCACCUGGAUUUGGUACUAAUAUUGCUGAUGCAAGACCUCUGGUCUACUUCCCUUCAUCAAACAUAGAUCCAACUCAGAACCAGCCUUCUACACCUGUGCAUAAUCCGUCUGUGAUUGACCUCACAACCCAAAACCCUCAAUACGCUUCUGCAUCUUACCAAACUCCUUCACCCCUUCCAAAUAACCACCCUCAAAUACCACCCCAUCCUCAAAAUACUCAAACUGCCCCACCGCCACAAAAUCAAAACCAAACUCAAACUGCCUUCAAUACCCAAGCAUUUCAUCCGCAUUUGAGCCAGAACACCAAUCCUCAGGCCUACCCACAAAACUAUCAGACCGCCCAAAACGUUCCAAGUCCCUCUAUAGCUCCACCCCUCCCCAAAAGAGCCACCUUCCAAGUUCCCGUUCCUGCCGAGCACGAGGUGCACGGUUCUGAGUUGGAUCACUAUGAAGAACAGGAAAGAGAAUGGAAGGCGAAAGAAGAAGUGAAGAUCGAUAUAAAGGAAGAAAUCAAAAGGGCUAUGAAAGAGCUGCAGUGCAUCCCAGACGCCGUCGGACUUAGCUACGCAGAAUUGUGCAUCCAUCCAGAUUUGAACCUUCCCGAAGGUUUUAAAAUUCCAAAGUUUGACACCUUCGGAAGAGUGGGCAAUCCUAUGGCGCAUUUGAGAGCGUAUUGUGACCAGCUCGUGGGAGUUGGCAGGGAUGAGGCCUUGUUGAUGCGGCUUUUCAGCCGAAGUCUGUGUGGGGAGGCCCUCGAGUGGUUUACUUCACAUGAAACCAGGCAAUGGCCCAAUUGGAAUGCAUUGGCUAAGGACUUCAUUGACCGAUUCGCCUACAAUGUUGAAAUAGUGCCCGAUCGGUUCGCCUACUAUGAUCGAAUCAUGUUGCUGGUUGGAGCUAAAUUCGCUGAGAUAGUCAAAGUUGGUGAGACUAUCGAAGAUGGUCUAAAAUCGGGGAAGAUAGCCCGUGUAUCUGCAUCGCCUGGGUCUUCAGGAUUGAUAAGAAAGAGAAGAGAGGAAGUUGCCGCUGUCUCGUAUGGGGGAAGAAAAACCCCUAGAAACCCGUCACAUUCCCAAGAUCGUUUCAGGCCUUCCCCAAAGUCCCACCGAUCCAACUACCCACAACCCAAUCAUCCUAAUAACCACAAUACUGUCCCCAACUAUCAGAACGCUCAAAUUUCGUCGUACCAAAGUCCACCCUCUGAUCUCCAAAAUUUUUCUCCCAUAUACCCAAAUUACCCUCAACCAUACCAGAUCCCAUCCCCUUAUCAGAAUAUUGCUCCCAACUGUGCCAACGUACAGUCGAGCUACCGACCACCUCCGCCCACUUAUCAAGUCCAAGCUCCAUUAUACCAGGACCCCCUCCCGAAUUACCAAGCUACAAUGCCAAAUUUCCAGGCAAACCCUUAUCCCCGGAGCCAAGCUCCUCGUACAAAUACCCAAAAUUAUCAGCGGGUGCCUCCCCCUCGGCAAAGCGGUUAUGAUACUUCCCGUCCGAGAUCUGAAAAAAGGCCUUCAAGGAACUUUACCACACUUGUUGAAAGCCGGACCAAACUAUUUGAGAGGCUAGCCGCAGAUGGAUACAUCAACCCUGUGGGGCCCAAACCCGGGGAUGUUAACUCGAAGUUCUACAGGCUAGAUCAAAGGUGUGCUUAUCAUUCCAACAGUGUUGGACAUGACACGGAAGAUUGCAUCAACCUUAAGCACAAAAUCCAAGACCUGAUCGAUCAGGAGGUAGUUUCUCUUCAACCGGCGGUGCCAAACGUCAACACAAAUCCGUUGCCGAAUCAUGGAGGUGACAACCUUAAUAUGAUUGAAACAGAUGAAGACGGGUGUGGAACAAAGAUGAUUACCCCUAUUGUGCAUGAGGACUUGGAAAGGGCUGUCGCUUCUUUAAGCGUCAAGGAAAGGAGGAAGUUUGUUAUUCUGACACCUGCAAAGGUUGUUGCCUUGGUGCCUUCGAAAACUCUCGUUAAGCCCAAAUUUGUCAUUGAAACCGCCGUGGCCCAAGGCAUGACCAGGUCCGGAAGGUGCUACACUCCUGAUGAGCUUGCUCUCGGAGGACAGAAGAAGGACCAUGCUAAGAGGCCGAUAAGUGAGGGGGAAGCAGAAGAGUUCUGGAGAAGGAUGCAGCCGAAGGACUAUUCCAUCGUCAAACAUUUAGAGAAGACUCCGGCUCAGAUAUCUGUGUGGGCCCUGCUAAUGAGCUCUCAGUCCCACAGGCAGGCCUUAAUGAAAGCUCUUGAUGAUACAUACGUACCCUCAAGUACAAGUAGUGAUAACGUGGCCGCUAUGAUUCAUCAAGUCAUUCGGGGGCACCGGAUCAGCUUUUGUGACGAUGAGUUGCCAGUCGAAGGAAGAUCCCACAACAAAGCACUACACAUUACCGUGAUAUGUCGUGGAAAGGUUGUCAACUGUGUUUUGGUAGAUGAUGGGUCCGGUUUGAAUAUUUGCCCAUUGACGACGUUGAGGCAACUAAAUUUUGACCUUGGGAAACAUGAGCAGAAUCAGGUCAAUGUAAGGGCAUUUGAUGGGGUGCAAAGAGACACCUUAGGGGCAGUGACUUUGACCCUUCAGAUGGGCCCCGCAGAGUUCAGUGCGCAAUUCCAAGUAUUGGACAUAGACACUAGCUACAACCUUCUUUUGGGAAGGCCAUUUAUCCACAUGGCUGGAGCCGUCCCCUCUACUCUCCAUCAGAUGAUGAAGCUUGUAUGGAAAAAUGAAGAGUUAGUGAUUCACGGCGAGGGAAGUCGCUUGGGCAAGCAGGUGUCGGUCAUUGAUGAGAUGCCGCAAGGCGCAGACUUUUACACGAUGGAGCUGGUGAAUGCGUCCAAUGAAGAUUUGGCCCUCAACUCCAUGCCAACCGUGUACAAAAUUAUAGCCACGGUGAUGCUGCAAAAUGGGUUCGAGCCAGGUUUCGGAUUGGGAAGAGAUUCCCAAGGAAUUAUUGAGCCUGUUCCGGUCCUUGCUCAGGGAUCAAAGUAUGUUCGGGAGCAUGCCGAGCCUGAAGACGACGGGGAAGGAAUCUGUGACCUGUUCAAGGAGAUCAAUGCCGUCAUAGAGGAGGAGGCUGAGCCAGCUGGCUUUCGUGAUGCUGAACCGGGGGAGAUGCUGAAGAAUUGGACAUCCACACCAAUCCUGAUGUCCCGGACUUUUGGUAACGUAAGUUACAAACCUGCCAACGUCAUGUCAUGUCAUGAGCUAAACGAACAAAAUGAGGCAAAUGACGACGAGGCUGACGACUACGACGAAGAAAGUGGGGAACCAGACUAUGUAGUAGAAGAGUUUCGACAGUUCGAGAAUCAACAUAAACCGAAUCUGGAGGAAACAGAGACGAAGGAGAGCCUGAUUCAUUUGCUUGCCGAAUACAGCGAUGUGUUUGUUUGGGAGGUCGGUGACAUGCAGGGGUUGAGUACUGAUGUCGUAUCUCAUAAGCUGCCUAUCAACCCAGGGUUCGAGCCAGUGAAGCAAAAGACUCGGAAAUUCAAGCCUGAAUUGAGUUUCAAGAUUAAGGAGGAAAUCACCAAGAAGAUAGAGUCCUGGUUGGUAGAAGUAACGCAAUAUCCCACCUGGUUGGCGAAUGUCAUUCCGGUCGCUAAGAAAGAUGGAAAAAUCAGGAUUUGUGUUGAUUACAGAGAUCUCAACAAGGCUAGUCCAAAGGAUAAUUUCCCGUUGCCAAAUAUCCAUAUUCUGAUUGACAACUGUGCCAAGCAUGAGAUGCAGUCAUUUGUGGACUGCUACGCGGGUUAUCACCAGAUUCUGAUGGAUGAAGAAGACGCGGAGAAAACGGCCUUCAUCACACCUUGGGGGGUAUAUCACUACAGGGUGAUGCCGUUUGGGCUCAAAAACGCCGGUGCCACUUACAUGAGGGCCAUGAUGACUAUCUUCCACGACAUGAUUCACAAGGAAAUUGAAGUGUACGUGGACGACGUCAUAAUUAUAUCCCGCGAGAGUUCAGAUCAUUUGACACACCUGCGAAAAUUCUUUGAACGUUUGCGUAGGUACAACUUGAAGCUAAAUCCAGCCAAGUGUGCUUUUGGAGUCCCAGCUGGGAAGUUGUUAGGGUUUAUAGUUAGCAGAAGAGGUAUUGAGCUCGACCCUUCCAAGAUCAAAGCAAUUCAGGAGUUACCUCCGCCGAAGACGAGAAAAGAGGUGAUGAGUUUCUUAGGGAGGUUAAACUAUAUCAGCCGGUUCAUAGCACAAUCGACGGUGGUAUGUGAGCCUAUCUUCAAGUUGCUGAAGAAAUAUGCCCCAACUAAGUGGACUGAGGAGUGCCAGACCGCUUUCGACGCUAUCAAGAGCUACUUGUCUAACCCACCAGUAUUGGUUCCUCCGCGAGAAGGGAGUCCUUUGUUGCUAUAUUUGUCUGUCUCGGAUAACGCCUUUGGAUGUGUACUUGGUCAACACGACGAGACAGGGAAGAAGGACAAGGCUAUCUACUACAUCAGCAAGAAGUUUACUCCGUACGAGUCUCGUUACACUUUGCUGGAAAGAACAUGCUGUGCUCUGACAUGGCUUGCCCAGAAGCUGAGGCACUACCUGUCGUCGUAUACUACAUAUCUUAUCUCCAGGAUGGAUCUGUUGAAGUAUAUUUUCCAGAAAGCGAUGCCGACCGGGAAGCUGGCUAAAUGGCAAAUGCUGUUGAGUGAGUUUGACAUCGUGUACGUGACUCAGAAGGCAAUAAAAGCACAAGCUUUGGCUGAUCAUCUUGCGGAAAAUCCCGUUGAUGAAGAGUAUGAACCUCUCAAGACAUAUUUUCACGAUGAAGAAGUGUCAUUUGUGGGUGAAGAUAUCUCUGAAGUUUAUCCAGGUUAGAGAUUAUUCUUCGAUGGAGCGGUGAAUCACCAGGGUAAAGGUGUUGGAGCAGUCUUGGUAUCAGAAUUUGGUCAGCACUAUCCUAUGGCGGCUAAGCUACGGUUCAACUGCACAAACAACAUGGCUGAGUAUGAAGCUUGCAUUCUCGAUUUGAAAAUGGCCGUUGACAUGAAUGUUUACGAGUUACUGGUUAUUGGAGAUUCAGACCUCUUGAUCCAUCAGGUUCAAGGAGAAUGGGCUGUGAAGAACCCAAAGAUUGUACCUUAUGUACAAUAUGUUCAAAACCUGUGUAAAAGGUUUCGCAAGAUCGAGUUCAGACAUACUCCCCGAAUACAGAAUGAAUUAGCUGAUGCUCUUGCCACCAUCGCUUCAAUGAUCAAACAUCCGGAUAUUGAUUACAUCGACCCGCUGGAUAUAGAUUUGAAGGAGCAUCCAGUCCAUUGUUCACACGUGGAAUCAGAACCAGAUGGUUUGCCUUGGUAUUUCGACAUAAAGAGGUACUUGGAGUCUGGGACAUAUCCAGAAGACGCCACAUCUAAUCAAAAGAAGUCGAUACGUCGUAUGGCUCUCAAUUUCUUUUUGAAUGGAGAAAUCCUUUAUAGGAGGACUCCAGAUUUGGGUCUUUUGAGAUGCGUGGAUGCUGCUGAAGCCGUGAGGCUUAUUGAACAGAUACAUGCUGGAGUCUGUGGCACACAUAUGAACGGGCUUACCUUGGCAAGAAAAGUCCUUCGAGCCGGUUAUUUCUGGAUGACUAUGGAGCAUGACUGUUGCAAAUUCGUGCAAAAAUGCCACAAAUGUCAAGUGCACGGUAAUCUGAUAAGGGUGCCACCUCACGAACUCAAUGCUAUGAGCUCACCUUGGCCAUUUGUAGCCUGGGGAAUGGAUGUCAUCGGCCCUAUAGAACCGGCCGCUUCCAAUGGACACAGAUUUAUUUUGGUUGCCAUCGAUUAUUUCACCAAAUGGGUGGAAGCAGCCUCUUACAAAUCGGUAACCAAGAAAGUGGUGGCCGACUUUGUCCGCAACAAUCUGAUCUGCCGAUUUGGAGUUCCAGAAUCCAUCAUCACUGAUAACGGUGCAAAUCUCAACAGUCAUCUGAUGAAAGAGAUAUGUGAACAAUUUAAGAUUAUUCACCGAAGGUCAACUGCUUAUCGCCCUCAAAUGAACGGAGCUGUAGAGGCCGCCAACAAGAACAUCAAGAAGAUUCUGAGGAAAAUGAUUGACAAGCAGCGGGGUUGGCAUGAAAUGUUGCCAUAUGCUCUACUGGGUUAUCGAACGACGGUCAGAACAUCGACUGGGGCUACUCCAUACUUGCUAGUAUACGGAACAGAAGCAGUCGUACCUGUUGAAGUCGAGAUACCGUCACUGAGGAUCAUCCAAGAAGCUGAGCUAAGUAAUACUGAGUGGGUUAGCAAACGGAUUGAUCAACUAGCCUUGAUUGAUGAGAAGAGGAUGGUUGCUGUUUGCCAUGGCCAGUUGUAUAGACAAAGAAUGACUCGCGCUUUUCACAAAAGAGUAAGAGCCAGAAAUUUUGAAGUUGGUCAGUUGGUUCUUAAGCGUAUUUUUCCUCAUAAAGACGAGUACAAAGGAAAGUUCGCACCAAACUGGCAAGGUCCUUACAUGGUCCGCAAAGUACUAUCUGGAGGUGCUUUAGUCUUGUCAGAGAUGGAUGGCGCUGUAUGGCCUAAACCUAUCAACUCAGAUGCUGUCAAGAGAUAUUACGCGUGAAGUUCGUUUUGCAUUUCCCAUCAUUUACUUGUAAUCUUCUGUUUGCUUGUAUUUGUUCGAAUUUGAAUUCUUAUCCCUCUUGUAACGAACUACGUCUGACCUGAAUUCUCGAGAACGAGAUACGUAGGCGUCCUAUGUCGGCUUUGGUCACCCCAUUUACCCCCCUUUACUAUUUCU